CAGGGGUUCGUGAAAAGAUAUCAACCGCCCCUCUCGAUCUAACCGAGACAUCUUUUAUCUUUACCUGUUCAUCGAAUAUCCACUCAUACACCCCUCCCCCAAGGCCAAGGCUCCCAACAUGGAAUUCACUCUUGAGCCCAAUCGACCAAUGAAGCAUGUCGACCGUAAAGCCCUGUACACCCGUCUAGAGGCGCGCAUCACUUACCUGCGAGACUUCCUGGACUUCAAUUCAAGUGACGUUGAGGCAUUGGUGGCAGGCUCCAAGUAUAUCAAGGCCCUGAUCCCUGCCGUGGUCAACAUCGUUUAUAAGAAACUUCUCGAGUCCGACAUCACCGCUCGUGCCUUCCACACGAGAGAUACCGCCGACGAUACCCCCGUCGAGGAGUUCUUCACUGAAGAAAGCCCCCAGAUCCAACGUCGCAAGAUGUUUUUGCGUUGGUACUUGAUUAAGCUGUGUUCCGACCCUUCUCAGAUGGAAUUCUGGCGGUACUUGAACAAAGUUGGAAUGAUGCACACUGCCCAGGAACGUCUGUACUCGCUCAACAUCGAAUACAUCCAUAUCGGCGCUUGUCUCGGAUUCAUUCAAGAUAUCUUCACCGAAGCCCUCAUGUCACAUCCUCACCUAUCGCUCCCUCGCAAGACCGCCCUGGUUCGUGCCAUCAGCAAGAUCAUCUGGAUCCAGAACGACCUCUUCGCCAAGUGGAGAAUCAGGGAUGGCGAAGAGUAUGCCGAUGAGAUGUCGGAGAUUAUGGUUGACGAUAAAGAAGGGUACCUGGGCGACAAGAAGAUCCUGGGUGACAACAGCAGCACCUCCGCAAGCUCGAGUGAGGAUGACCGCUCAAGCAUUCACAGUGGCACGGUCCCUACUUCCACCCCGGCAUGCCCCUUUGCAGACAUGGCAAAGCCCGCGUCGGAAACCAAGAUUUGGGCCGGGUCUAACUGAGCCAGUCGGUGGUCUGGAUAGUAAUAGAACGUCACGGAUGGUAUACAGGUUUUCAAGAGCAUAGCGGGCGUCAGGCAUAUGUGUUCCGGGUAUCUUGUUUGUUUCCUGGUUUUUGUGGUUUCCAAAGAAGUUGUUUGUAUCUUGGAGCAUGCAUGGACGGUGUUGGGGUUCGCACAGGCAAU
Molecule: messenger RNA, 1125 nt
Organism: Aspergillus welwitschiae
Lineage: Eukaryota; Fungi; Ascomycota; Eurotiomycetes; Eurotiales; Aspergillaceae
Product: protoglobin family protein
Exons: 3
Coding region: 119-943 (274 amino acids)
Molecular function (GO): heme binding; oxygen binding
Source: RefSeq, a predicted model, not a curated record